Erythranthe guttata (spotted monkey flower) is the source of this 1739-nucleotide messenger RNA. Its product is annotated as F-box protein SKIP23. Gene Ontology annotation, molecular function: protein binding. Lineage: Eukaryota; Viridiplantae; Streptophyta; Magnoliopsida; Lamiales; Phrymaceae. The record is from RefSeq and is a predicted model, not a curated record.
GUGUCAUUUCUCUCAGCCCUAAACUGAAUCCAAAACUGUUUGUUGCCUUUUCUUUGCUUCAAUCUUCUUCAAUGGCGGAAUGGACUACACUUCCAUCUGAACUCCUCCAUCUCAUCUCCCAACACCUCCCCACCUCAAUCGAUCUCCUCCGCUUCCGCUCUGUCUGCGCCACCUGGCGCGCCGCUGCUCCUCCACCACCCUCCGUGCCUAUUCGAUCCUCUAUCCUGCCUAAUUCCGGCAUCUCCGACACUAGCUGGGGUUUUUACCUCUCCAAACGUACCGUCUAUUAUCUCGAAUCACCUUCCACCGAUCAAUCAUCGUGGAUCAUCAAACUCGAACGGGAUAACCCCGCCCGGAUGCAUCUCCUGAACCCGCUCGAUCGAUCCCAAUUCAAACCCUUGCCUGAUAAUUUUCCCAAGAUCUUUAAUUUCUUCGAUUUAAGGGUUAAGGAAUUGGGUGAAGAAUAUGCUCUUCAGUAUAUUAAUUUUAGACCGAUGGCGAGUUCGAUUGGAGAGGCGGGGAAUCUCUACAUGGAAAAAGUUGCGGUUAUGAACGAUUCGUGUGGAGGGAUUGUGCUUUUGACAAUUCAUGUAUCUGGGAAACUGGUGGUCUACAAGCCUGGCGAUGAGAAAUGGAGUGUUAUUGAUGAUCUACCUUCCCCUUAUGAUGAUGUCAUUCUUAGGGAAGGCAGAUUCUGUGCGGUUGAUAAUACCGGUAGAAUGGUUGUUGUGAAUGUUGCAGAUUUAACUGUGAGUGUUGUUGCGAAUUCGGUUUUUGGCGGCGACAAGAAGUUUCUUGUGGAAUUGAAGGGUGAGUUGUUGUUAGUCGAUAUGUAUUUGAGCAUUGGGCCAGCAGAUGAUUUAGGUUACAAUGAGGGGUUCGAAUUUUACGAGGAAUUUGAUGGUUUUAUGAGUGAGAGGACUGUGAAGUUUGAGGUGUUUAGGUUAGACGAAAACGUGGGGAAGUGGGUAGAAGUGAGUGAUUUGGGGGAUACAAUGUUGUUUUUGGGUGAUAAUUGUACAUUUUCAGCAUCGGCUUCGGAAAUUUUUCGAGAUAAUAGCUGCAAGGGGAAUUGUAUAUUUUUCACUGAUCAGUACUGUAAUAGGGAGGAUGAUGAUGGGGUGUGGAAGAUUGGUGUUGGGGUGUUCGAUAUGGAGAGUCGGAGUAUUGGGCCAAUUGAUAAUCACGUUGGUUACUCCAAGAUGUUUUGGCCACCACCUGAUUGGAUUUAUUCAACUGCAUCUAUCGAAGCUGGGAUGGAUAGACUGAAUAUUUAACACUUGCAGAGUUUUGGAAAAUCAGAGAGAUUAAUGGCCGACGAAGUCAAUGAAAUGUAUUGAUUAGUGACCAGAGUUUCUUUCGUUGCUGGCAGCUUGCGUUAAUAAGGUAGUCAUGGCUCCUAUGGUGUGUGUCAGUGGUGCUGAUCAACCUGUAUGUUGCUGAACUAUGAAUUAAAUUUGUGUUUCUUUUUCCUUGGUUUAGAACUUCUCUUCUUGUGUAAUGUCCAUGUCGUCAUGAUUGUUCUAUUAAAUCAAAGUUUAAGUACUACAACAUUAUCUUAGGAGAUGAUUUUGUGAUAUUUCUAAACUAUUAUGUCCUUUAUUCGUUGUGAGCAUCUUUUAUUGACGCAAUUUUCAAUCUGAAUUACAUGCAGGUCUUCUUGUGAAUUGUAUUUUCUGGCUUUUAUUUUCUGACAGUGUUUCUAAUAUUCUUCUGGGAAACUGAUCGUUUGGUCUUGA